GAAGACCCCCCCCCCCAACCCCCCAAAGCUCAGGAUCUAUGGGGCAGAGCGGAUCUGUGGGGCGGGGCCUGGCUAUGGGGCAGCGCUGCUGUGGGGCGGCCCUGACCGGGCUGUGCCGUGGGGCAGCGGCGCUGCUGGGGCUGCCGGGGUUCCCCCGGGCCCACGCGCUGCUCCUGGGGGCACUUGUGGGGCUGGGGCCGCUGCUGAGGGGGCGGGGGGACCCCCACAGCGUGCUGGCCUCGCCCCAUAACCGGCUGGAGGCCCGCCUGACCUCCAGCGCCGCCGCCUGGACCUGGCUCCUGAUUGGCUCCCUCCUGGUGGCCUCCCACCCUUGGCUCCGCCCCCCCUGGGGCUCCGCCCUGCGCGCCCUCGCCCGAUUGGCCGUCGCGCUGGCGCUUUCCCGCGCCGGCCACGCCCUCGGCCACGCCCUGGAGGCCGCCACGGGUUGGUGCCGAAGCCCCGCCCCCCAGGGCAUCCUGCUGCUCCCAUUGGACGAUCCGGGGGCGUGUCGGGGGGCGGGGCACACCUGGGAGGGGUUUGGCCCCGCCCCCCAGGCCUUCGCCCUGGUGCAUUGUGGGUUGGGAUUGGCCGAGGAGGCGGCGGCGCUGGGGCGGAGCCUCUACGGGGGGAGGGGCAAGAUGGCGGCCGAGGAGCGCGGCAAGAUGGCGGCCGGAUAUGACGUCAGGGAGGAAUUCAAGAUGGCGCCCAGGUCCAAGAUGGCGGCCGGAUACGAGGUGGGAGAAGAAUCCAAGAUGGCGGCCGGAAGAGGCUGGGCGUGGCCGCGGCCGAUCCGAUUGGAGUGGGCGGAGCCUCCGCAUGCAAAUUACGGCUGGGGCCGCCCGCUGACACCGGAAGGGGCGGGGCCUUCCUAUUACGGCUGGGGCGGCCAUCUUGGACGGCCAUUUUGGGGCAGGGGCGGCCAUUUUGAACCUCGAGGCGGCCAUUUUGAAAGCGGCCAUCUUGAACCUCACGGCGGCCAUCUUGAACCUCACGGCGGCCAUUUUGAACCUCACGGUGGCCAUUUUGAACCUCACGACGGCCAUUUUGAACCCCGAGGCGGCCAUUUUGAAGGCGGCCAUUUUGAAAGCGGCCAUUUUGAGAGCGGCCAUCUUGAACCCCGCCUCAGCCGUUUCGACGUCGGCCAUUUUGACCGCGCCGGCGGCCAUCUUGCCCCCGGCCAACCUCCACGCCGCGGCCGCCAUCUCGCUCGCCGCGGCGGCCAUUUUGAAGGCUCCGGCGGCCAUUUUGGAGGGGAGGAGCGCGCGCCGCCGGCGGCGCUCUCGGUGCUCUACCUGCUGGCCUUGCUGCUCCUGGUCACGUGGCACUUCCUGCUCGUCGUCACCCUCACCUACCGCAACACCUGGGCGCGGAACGCCGCCGGCGCCGCGCUGGGCUGGGCCGCGUGGGCGGUGACGUACCGGGGCUGGUACCGGUGGGCGUGGUCACCGGGGCCGCCGGGGUGGGGCUGA
This is a messenger RNA of Pseudopodoces humilis (Tibetan ground-tit), 1469 nucleotides long. Lineage: Eukaryota; Metazoa; Chordata; Aves; Passeriformes; Paridae. The record is from RefSeq and is a predicted model, not a curated record.